Messenger RNA from Paecilomyces variotii, 2176 nucleotides. RefSeq lists its product as hypothetical. Gene Ontology annotation, biological process: intracellular calcium ion homeostasis. Lineage: Eukaryota; Fungi; Ascomycota; Eurotiomycetes; Eurotiales; Thermoascaceae. Gene Ontology annotation, cellular component: perinuclear region of cytoplasm. The transcript is spliced from 2 exons. The record is from RefSeq and is a predicted model, not a curated record. Bases 166 to 1875 code for a protein of 569 amino acids.
AAUAUCGAUCGUUGCGCUGCAGGAUCACGUGCCGCAGGCGGGAUCGAGGAGGGAGCUCCGACAAGAAGCUCAAGAAUUCGCGACAGCUCCCCAGCUUAUCUUGACCUUGAUUCCUGGCCCAUGGAACUCCUUCCCUCACAGUAUCGUUUCCACUCUCGAUAAGAGAUGGCAUCCCAUCAGAUCGCCAUCGCGAAAGCGUCCUUCUCAGCGGGACUCCUACGCCCCGAUCCGACCUCCGUCCCUCGCGACGAGAUCACCGGUUUCCACUCCGCGCUGGACAAAGCACUGUCGCAUUGCUCUCCGGCAAACAUCCAGGUCUGCAAAGCAUGGCUUCUUAGGAAUGUUGUCCAAUCAUCCAACAGGGUGGGAGUGCUGGGCAAGUAUCUCGUUGUGCUGUCCGAGUCAUUCAAGCCCACGGAUGAAAAGUCCAGAGAACCCAAUCCACAGGGUCGCAGAGAGAUAUCUGGAAAGCGCAAGAGGUUACACAUCCUCUACCUACUCAACGACCUCUUCCAUCAUACCAAGUACCACUCCGAAAACAAUGUUGCCUUCUCGACGGUUACGGGAGCGCUGCAGCCAUACAUUAUCGACCUGAUCGGCCAGGCGGCAGCGUUCGACCGCGAGAAGAAUCCCAAGCACCACAGACGACUGGACGAGUUACUGGAUAUAUGGAAGGCCAACGGAUACUAUAGCUCGGACUAUGUCGACAAGCUCCGAGAAGCGGUCCGCAACUCAGCAUCUGUUGAUGCCAUCAAAGCUUCCGUGGGGAUUAGUGAUGCCAAUGCAGAUGUUGCGAAAACGGCUACGUCAAAGGAUGUUCCUUUCGUUAUGCCAGCCACCCACGGAGAUGCGUCUACACCGUAUUACGACCUCCCAGCCGGGAACUUGGUUCCCCAUAUUAUACCCGACUCGACGGCGCCUAUACGGCCGGACGCCGUGAAGCCACUGCAGUUCCUUGCCGGGCCCGCAGACCAGAAACUGGUAACGGCCCUCAAGAAAUUCCUGAAGGAUGUUGAUCGCAUAUACGAAAAUGACGAACCGGAACAUGAUGAAAACACUGUCAUCGACAUUGACGAGAUGGGCCAGACGGUAGUCCGAGACGAGACUACCGGUGAGAUCGUCGGAGGAGAGACGUACUACGGAUGGUCCCGUGGGUUCUGCGAGCAGAUGAAAAAGAGGAGCGGGAAGAUUUCAAGAGGCCGGAGUCGGAGUCUCAGUCGGAGUCGCAGUCGCAGUCGCAGCCGCAGUGGAAGUAGGAGUUCAAGCAGGAGUCCUCGAAAGCGUCGUCGUUACAGUGGCAGUCCUAGCAGCGAUGGCAGACGCCGCUCACGCUCCAGGUCGCAGAGCAGUUCUCCUUAUAGACGUCGUUCCCGACGGCGCCACUCCUAUUCUCGUUCACGGAGCCCUUCAAGACGCCGCUCCCGUUCUCCAUCCCGGGAGAAGUCUUACUCUCCUCGACUAGCAUCGCCUCCGCGAUCCUCUUUCCCGCAACCACAUCACUCAUAUCCCCCACCACAGGGAAUCCCCAUCCCUCCCCCCCCAGGCCAGUUCCCAUUCGCCCCUCAGAAUUUUGUCCCUCUGCCUGGACCGGGCGGAUAUCCUAUUCCUCCGCCCCCGCCCCCGCCCCCGAACUAUCAGGGCCCAUGGCCACCUCCACCUCCGCCUCCACAAGCAGGAGGAGCGUUUCCACCACCGCUUCCUGGUGGUAUAGAUCCUCGCACAGGAAUGCCUGUCCCGGGAUUUCCUUUUCAACCGCAAGGGGGGCAAUAUCUCCCACCGCCUCCUGGGCAGUACCCCGGAUCUCAUGCACCAUGGGGCCAUCAGCAACCAGGUGGCAGAGGAUACCCUCCCCAAGGCCGUGGUGGAUGGCGAUAAGGAUUGAUUUUCUAAGUGACCAUGCAAUUGCUUGCAUGCAAACAUGUACAUGUACCAUACAAUAGCACCCAAUACCAUGAAAGAAAUGACAGAGAGGACAUAUAAUAAGGCCAUAUUCAAACCAAAGCAGGAAACUACAUGCAGAACAAUAUCUAUCAUCGGAACCAAAUUUAACAAUGAGAAAGAAAUAUUCCAUAUUAUUCAUUCUAAAUCGAACUGACUAUAUAAGUAUCGACACUCCAUUCAUCCUCCCUUUUCUUUCUAUACUUGAAAAAGGGAAACAAAAAAAAAAAAAAAAGAA